UCCGUGGACUGUUGCUCACUGAAACCAGAGUGGUUAGUCAGGCUAGGGUUAGUGUCCAGGGACAGAGAGAACAGAGUUAGUCAGGUUAGUGUAGUGUCCAGGGACAGAGAGAACAGAGUUAGUCAGGUUAGGGUUAGUGUCCAGGGACAGAGAGAACAGAGUUAGUCAGGUUAGGGUUAGUGUCCAGGGACAGAGAGAACAGAGGUAGUCAGGUUAGUGUCCAGGGACAGAGAGAACAGAGUUAGUCAGGUUAGGGUUAGUGUCCAGGGACAGAGAGAACAGAGUUAGUCAGGUUAGGGUUAGUGUCCAGGGACAGAGAGAACAGAGGUAGUCAUGUUAGUGUCCAGGGACAGAGAGAACAGAGUUAGUCAGGUUAGGGUUAGUGUCCAGGGACAGAGAGAACAGAGUUAGUCAGGUUAGGGUUAGUGUCCAGGGACAGAGAGAACAGAGUUAGUCAGGUUAGGGUUAGUGUCCAGGGACAGAGAGAACAGAGUUAGUCAGGUUAGGGUUAGUGUCCAGGGACAGAGAGAACAGAGUUAGUCAGGUUAGUGUCCAGGGACAGAGAGAACAGAGUUAGUCAGGUUAGGGUUAGUGUCCAGGGACAGAGAGAACAGAGUUAGUCAGGUUAGGGUUAGUGUCCAGGGACAGAGAGAACAGAGUUAGUCAGGUUAGUGUCCAGGGACAGAGAGAACAGAGUUAGUCAGGUUAGUGUCCAGGGACAGAGAGAACAGAGUUAGUCAGGUUAGGGUUAGUGUCCAGGGACAGAGAGAACAUAAUUAGUCAGGUUAGGGUUAGUGUCCAGGGACAGAGAGAACAGAGUUAGUCAGGUUAGGGUUAGUGUCCAGGGACAGAGAGAACAGAGUUAGUCAGGUUAGGGUUAGUUUCCAGGGACAGAGAGAACAGAGUUAGUCAGGUUAGUGUCCAGGGACAGAGAGAACAGAGUUAGUCAGGUUAGGGUUAGUGUCCAGGGACAGAGAGAACAGAGUUAGUCAGGUUAGGGUUAGUGUCCAGGGACAGAGAGAACAGAGUUAGUCAGGUUAGGGUUAGUGUCCAGGGACAGAGAGAGUUAGUCAGUUAGUUCCAGAAGUUAGUCAGGUUAGUGUCCAGGGACAGAGAGAACAGAGUUAGUCAGGUUAGGGUUAGUGUCCAGGGACAGAGAGAACAGAGUUAGUCAGGUUAGGGUUAGUGUCCAGGGACAGAGAGAACAGAGUUAGUCAGGUUAGUGUCCAGGGACAGAGAGAACAGAGUUAGUCAGGUUAGGGUUAGUGUCCAGGGACAGAGAGAACAGAGUUAGUCAGGUUAGGGUUAGUGUCCAGGGACAGAGAGAACAGAGUUAGUCAGGUUAGUGUCCAGGGACAGAGAGAACAGAGUUAGUCAGGUUAGUGUCCAGGGACAGAGAGAACAGAGUUAGUCAGGUUAGGGUUAGUGUCCAGGGACAGAGAGAACAGAGUUAGUCAGGUUAGUGUCCAGGGACAGAGAGAACAGAAUUAGUCAGGUUAUGGUUAGUGUCCAGGGACAGAGAGAACAGAGUUAGUCAGGUUAGGGUUAGUGUCCAGGGACAGAGAGAACAGAGUUAGUCAGGUUAGUGUCCAGGGACAGAGAGAACAGAAUUAGUCAGGUUAGGGUUAGUGUCCAGGGACAGAGAGAACAGAGUUAGUCAGGUUAGUGUCCAGGGACAGAGAGAACAGAGUUAGUCAGGUUAGGGUUAGUGUCCAGGGACAGAGAGAACAGAGUUAGUCAGGUUAGGGUUAGUGUCCAGGGACAGAGAGAACAGAGUUAGUCAGGUUAGGGUUAGUGUCCAGGGACAGAGAGAACAGAGUUAGUCAGGUUAGUGUCCAGGGACAGAGAGAACAGAGUUAGUCAGGUUAGUGUCCAGGGACAGAGAGAACAGAGUUAGUCAGGUUAGGGUUAGUGUCCAGGGACAGAGAGAACAGAGUUAGUCAGGUUAGUGUCCAGGGACAGAGAGAACAGAGUUAGUCAGGUUAGGGUUAGUGUCCAGGGACAGAGAGAACAGAGUUAGUCAGGUUAGGGUUAGUGUCCAGGGACAGAGAGAACAGAAUUAGUCAGGUUAGUGUCCAGGGACAGAGAGAACAGAGUUAGUCAUGUUAGGGUUAGUGUCCAGGGACAGAGAGAACAGAGUUAGUCAGGUUAGGGUUAGUGUCCAGGGACAGAGAGAACAGAGUUAGUCAGGUUAGUGUCCAGGGACAGAGAGAACAGAGUUAGUCAGGUUAGUGUCCAGGGACAGAGAGAACAGAGUUAGUCAGGUUAGGGUUAGUGUCCAGGGACAGAGAGAACAGAGUUAGUCAGGUUAGUGUCCAGGGACAGAGAGAACAGAGUUAGUCAGGUUAGGGUUAGUGUCCAGGGACAGAGAGAACAGAGUUAGUCAGGUUAGGGUUAGUGUCCAGGGACAGAGAGAACAGAGUUAGUCAGGUUAGGGUUAGUGUCCAGGGACAGAGAGAACAGAGGUAGUCAGGUUAGGGUUAGUGUCCAGGGACAGAGAGAACAGAGUUAGUCAGGUUAGGGUUAGUGUCCAGGGACAGAGAGAACAGAGUUAGUCAGGUUAGUGUCCAGGGACAGAGAGAACAGAGUUAGUCAGGUUAGGGUUAGUGUCCAGGGACAGAGAGAACAGAGUUAGUCAGGUUAGGGUUAGUGUCCAGGGACAGAGAGAACAGAGUUAGUCAGGUUAGGGUUAGUGUCCAGGGACAGAGAGAACAGAGUUAGUCAGGUUAGUGUCCAGGGACAGAGAGAACAGAGUUAGUCAGGUUAGGGUUAGUGUCCAGGGACAGAGAGAACAGAGUUAGUCAGGUUAGUGUCCAGGGACAGAGAGAACAGAGUUAGUCAGGUUAGGGUUAGUGUCCAGGGACAGAGAGAACAGAGUUAGUCAGGUUAGGGUUAGUGUCCAGGGACAGAGAGAACAGAGUUAGUCAGGUUAGUGUCCAGGGACAGAGAGAACAGAGUUAGUCAGGUUAGUGUCCAGGGACAGAGAGAACAGAGGUAGUCAGGUUAGUGUUAGUGUCCAGGGACAGAGAGAACAGAGUUAGUCAGGUUAGUGUCCAGGGACAGAGAGAACAGAGUUAGUCAGGUUAGGGUUAGUGUCCAGGGACAGAGAGAACAGAGUUAGUCAGGUUAGUGUCCAGGGACAGAGAGAACAGAGUUAGUCAGGUUAGGGUUAGUGUCCAGGGACAGAGAGAACAGAGUUAGUCAGGUUAGGGUUAGUGUCCAGGGACAGAGAGAACAGAGUUAGUCAGGUUAGGGUUAGUGUCCAGGGACAGAGAGAACAGAGUUAGUCAGGUUAGUGUCCAGGGACAGAGAGAACAGAGUUAGUCAGGUUAGUGUCCAGGGACAGAGAGAACAGAGUUUGUCAGGUUAGGGUUAGUGUCCAGGGACAGAGAGAACAGAGUUAGUCAUGUUAGUGUCCCAGGGACAGAGAGAACAGAGUUAGUCAGGUUAGGGUUAGUGUCCAGGGACAGAGAGAACAGAGUUAGUCAGGUUAGUGUCCAGGGACAGAGAGAACAGAGUUAGUCAGGUUAGUGUCCAGGGACAGAGAGAACAGAGUUAGUCAGGUUAGUGUCCAGGGACAGAGAGAACAGAGUUAGUCAGGUUAGGGUUAGUGUCCAGGGACAGAGAGAACAGAGUUAGUCAGGUUAGUGUCCAGGGACAGAGAGAACAGAGUUAGUCAGGUUAGGGUUAGUGUCCAGGGACAGAGAGAACAGAGUUAGUCAGGUUAGGGUUAGUGUCCAGGGACAGAGAGAACAGAGUUAGUCAGGUUAGUGUCCAGGGACAGAGAGAACAGAGUUAGUCAGGUUAGUGUCCAGGGACAGAGAGAACAGAGGUAGUCAGGUUAGUGUUAGUGUCCAGGGACAGAGAGAACAGAGUUAGUCAGGUUAGUGUCCAGGGACAGAGAGAACAGAGUUAGUCAGGUUAGGGUUAGUGUCCAGGGACAGAGAGAACAGAGUUAGUCAGGUUAGUGUCCAGGGACAGAGAGAACAGAGUUAGUCAGGUUAGGGUUAGUGUCCAGGGACAGAGAGAACAGAGUUAGUCAGGUUAGGGUUAGUGUCCAGGGACAGAGAGAACAGAGUUAGUCAGGUUAGGGUUAGUGUCCAGGGACAGAGAGAACAGAGUUAGUCAGGUUAGUGUCCAGGGACAGAGAGAACAGAGUUAGUCAGGUUAGUGUCCAGGGACAGAGAGAACAGAGUUAGUCAGGUUAGGGUUAGUGUCCAGGGACAGAGAGAACAGAGGUAGUCAGGUUAGGGUUAGUGUCCAGGGACAGAGAGAACAGAAUUAGUCAGGUUAGUGUCCAGGGACAGAGAGAACAGUGGGAGAGCAAACAGAGCCUGGGGCAGUUUCUCCCUCCCUGCCUGGCUGGCUGCCUGGUUGGCUGCCUGGUUGGCUGCCUGGCUGCCUGGCUGGCUGGCUGUCAGAGGGACUGCUUAUCCUCAGCAGCCUAGUUCACACACCUACACCUUCCUAUAACACUUAGAGGGAGGACAGAAAGAGAUUGUGAAGGAGGAAAGAAAUAGUAGAAUGAUUUGUAAGGAGAGAGAGAAGAGAUGAGAUGUCAACGGUUUGAUCAAAGACCACUAUCAGUGACUACAGGAGCGUCCCAGAGUCAGUGACUACAGGAGGGGCACCCAGAGUCAGUGACUACAGGAGGGGAAACCAGAGUCAGUGACUACAGGAGGGUCACCCAGGGUCAGUGACUACAGGAGGGUCACCCAGAGUCAGUGACUACAGGAGGGGCACCCAGAGUCAGUGACUACAGGAGGGGAACCCAGAGUCAGUGACUACAGGAGGGGAACCCAGAGUCAGUGACUACAGGAGGGGAACCCAGAGUCAGUGACUACAGGAGGGUCACCCAGGGUCAGUGACUACAGGAGGGGAACCCAGAGUCAGUGACUACAGGAGGGUCACCCAGGGUCAGUGACUACAGGAGGGUCACCCAGAGUCAGUGACUACAGGAGGGGCACCCAGAGUCAGUGACUACAGGAGGGUCACCCAGAGUCAGUGACUACAGGAGGGUCACCCAGAGUCAGUGACUACAGGAGGGUCACCCAGGGUCAGUGACUACAGGAGGGGAACCCAGGGUCAGUGACUACAGGAGGGUCCCCCAGAGUCAGUGACUACAGGAGGGUCCCCCAGAGUCAGUGACUACAGGAGGGUCCCCCAGGGUCAGUGACUACAGGAGGGUCCCCCAGGGUCAGUGACUACAGGAGGGUCCCCCAGAGUCAGUGACUACAGGAGGGUCCCCCAGGGUCAGUGACUACAGGAGGGUCCCCCAGGGUCAGUGACUACAGGAGGGUCCCCCAGGGUCAGUGACUACAGGAGGGUCCCCCAGGGUCAGUGACUACAGGAGGGUCCCCCAGAGUCAGUGACUACAGGAGGGUCCCCCAGGGUCAGUGACUACAGGAGGGUCCCCCAGGGUCAGUGACUACAGGAGGGUCCCCCAGAGUCAGUGACUACAGGAGGGUCCCCCAGAGUCAGUGACUACAGGAGGGUCCCCCAGAGUCAGUGACUACAGUUCCUGACAUUUAAUCCUAGUAAAAAUUCCCUGUCUUAGGUCAGUUAGGAUCACCACUUUAUUUUAAGAAUGUGAAAUGACAGAAUAAUAGUAGAGAGAAUGAUUUAUUUCAGCUUUUAUUUCUUUCAUCACAUUCCCAGUGGGUCAGAAGUUUACAUACACUCAAUUAGUAUUUGGUAGCAUUGCCUUUAAAUUGUUUAACUUGGAUCAAACGUUUUGGGUAGCCUUCCACAAGCUUCCCACAAUAAGUUGGGUGAAUUUUGGCCCAUUCCUCCUGACAGAGCUGGUGUAACUGAGUCAGGUUUGUAGGCCUCCUUGCUCGCACAUGCUUUUUCAGUUCUGCCCACAAAUUUUCUAUAGGAUUGAGGUCAGGGCUUUGUGAUGGCCACUCCAAUACCUUGACUUUGUUGUCCUUAAGCCAUUUUGCCACAACUUUGGAAGUAUGCUUGGGGUCAUUGUCCAUUUGGGAGACCCAUUUGCGACCAAGCUUUAACUUCCUGACUGAUGUCUUGAGAUGUUGCUUCAAUAUAUCCACAUAAUUUUCCUUCCUCAUGAUGCCAUCUAUUUUGUGAAGUGCACCAGUCCCUCCUGCAGCAUGAUGCUUCCACCCCCGUGCUUCACGGUUGGGAUGGUGUACUUCUGCUUGAAAGGCCCCCUUUUUCCUCCAAACAUAUCGAUGGUCAUUAUGGCCAAACAGUUUUAUUUUUGUUUCAUCAGACCAGAGGACAUUUCUCCAAAAAGUACGAUCUUCGUCCCCAUGUGGUGUUGCAAACCGUAGUCUGGCUUUUUUAUGGCGGUUUUGGAGCAGUGGCUUCUUCCUUGCUGAGCGGCCUUUCAGGUGUUGUCGAUGUAGGACUCAUUUACUGUGGAUAUAGAUACUUUUGUACCUGUUUCCUCCAGCAUCUUCACAAGGUCCUUUGCUGUUGUUCUGGGAUUUAUUUGCAUUUUUGUACCAAAGUACGUUCAUCUCUAGGAGACAGAACGCGUCUCCUUCCUGAGCGGUAUGACAGCUGCGUGGUCCCAUGGUGUUUAUACUUGCAUACUAAUGUUUGUACAGAUGAACGAGGUCCCUUCAGGCAUUUGGAAAUUGCUCCCAAGGAUGAACCAGACUUGUGGAGGUCUACAAUUUUUUUUCUGAGGUCUUGGCUGAUUUCUUAUGAUUUUCCCAUGAUGUCAAGCAAAGAGGCACUGAGUUUGAGGGUAGGCCUUGAAAUACAUCCACAGGUACACCUCCAAUUGACUCAAAUUAUGUCAAUUAGCCUAUCAGAAGCUUCUAAAGCCAUGAAAUCAUUUUCUGGAAUUUUCCAAGCUGUUUAAAGGCACAGUCAACUUAGUGUAUGUAAACUUCUGACCCCCUGGAAUUGUGAUACAGUGAAUUAUACGUGAAAUAAUCUGUCUGUAAACAAUUGUUGGAAAAAUUACUUGUCAUGCACAAAGUAGAUGUCCUAACCGACUUGCCAAAACUAUAGUUUGUUAACAAGAAAUUGUGGAGUGGUUGAAAAAUGAGUUUGAAUGACUCCAACCGAAGUGUAUGUAAACUUCCGACUUCAACUGUACAUUCCCUGCCUGUGUAUCAGUGGAUGUUUACCUGUCCAUCAGUUUGUGUCCCUCCCUGUCUGUCUUCUCAGUGCUCUGGUGAUCACUGCUGUUUUUGACCGAAACAUCAACUGUCGUAGAGCUGUGUCAGUGAGUGACCUCUCUCUCUCUCUCUCUCUCUCUCGCUCUCUCUCUCGCUCUCUCUCUCUCUCUGUCUCUCUCUCUCCCUCUCUCUCCCUCUCUCUCUCUCUCUCUCUCUCUCUCUCUGUCUCUCUCUCUCUCUCUGUCUGUCUCCCUCUUUUUCUCUCUCUCUCUCUUUUUAGUACAUGUUUCAAACCAUGCAUCAAGGUUGAGAUAAAUUCAGUUUUCAAUUCAAUAAAUCCAGGGAAUUCAUUGAAAUUCAAUUAAUACAUUUAAAAACCAUCAUUUAAAAUAAUGGGCAAUUUUUUUGUAUUUAUUAAUUAAUUGAAUUUUAAUUAACUUCCUGGAUUGCCUGAAUUGACCCUAACCCUGUCAUUUCUGUCAGAUCUCACUACUGACUAUAAUCUAACUUCUAACUGUCUGUUGUUCUCCCUUCUCUCCCAGGCUGCCUUCCAGGAGAAUGUGGGAAGACAGGUUUGUGAACCCAGUUACCAAAACCAUAAGUUAUUAUUACAUGACUAACGCUAUGAUACACAGUAAAUUAGAGUUGCAAUGAUCACCUGCCAUCCAGGUCUAACUGUAACGUGUCCUGACUGUCACCAAAGUUCUUUAAACAGAUCAACAACUGGUUGUAAUGAUCACCUACCAUCCAGGUCUAACUGUAACGUGUCCUGAAUGUCACCAAAGUCCUUUAAACAGAUCAACAACUGGUUGUAAUGAUCACCUGCCAUCCAGGUCUAACUGUAAUGUGUCCUGACUGUCAUCAAAGUCCUUUAAACAGAUCAACAACUGCCAGAAAAACAACAUUAUGUGCUGAUCAAGAGAUGCCUACACUGACUUGGCCACAGGCAUAGAUUAAUAUGCUUUGUGUGCUGCCAGCACUUACCAAGCUGGGCAUCAGAUCUAGUGUCUAAUUAUCAAAAUGUGAUUACCAUUGGGAUUUCAUAUUGUUCAACUGUUCAUAUCAUUUAACUGUUCAUAUCAUUCAACUGUUCAUAUCAUUCAUUGUGGCUGAUAGUGUACACCAUGGGUUUACUGAUGGACACAGAGGUGUUUUUGCCUGAGACCUGGAGAUUUGUGCUAGCUCCCUGGUCUAAUGCAUAGGCUUUAGCUCAGUGGGCUAACAGGAGACCUGGGUUUGAACCCAGCCGGUCACACUGAAACACUGUUCUCCGGUCACACUGAAACACUGUUCUCUUGGUACAUAAGUAAAACCAUAGAUCUGAUCCCUCUCUCUCCAGGGCACGUUCCCCUACGGUAUUGACAUAGUAGUAGCAGCUGACUACUUUGCUGUUGGGAACCUGAACAAUUGCUACCUGACCAUCAGGUGAGUUAAAGAUACUCUACAGAGCUUUUGCCUCUGGGGGAGCUCCUGAGCCAAAAUGGGCCUCCUAAGGUUUCCCUCCAACCAUUUCAUGAGGAUGAAUUACCUGACGCGUGAUAAAAGUCACAACCGGGCUGAUGGAAACGAGACACGUCGGUACAAUUUCAUAUUUAUCGACAGACAAUUUGUUUCUUCAACAUGGUGGGAUCUUUUUGUGUUGGUAAAAAUGUAUUAUGUUAGAAAUGGUGGUGGAAACGCCUUUAUGCGCAAAUAUUGAUAUAAUAACCAUCAUAUGGAAGUAAACUUUGAGUCCCGCGAUGAUAUGCUGUGUGGUCCUCCCACUGCGACUCGGAAAAGCAUUCCGUUUAUUAGGCUACAUAUAAAAUAAGUUAUGAUAAACUUCACAGGGUGGGUAAAGUGCACGGUGAUGAGUUUAAUGCUCAUUCCCAAUAAAUAUCGAGGGUCUUAUUCUGGUGACAUGAUCGAUGCUUCAAUGCUUGGCUGCCGUUUGACAAAACAUAAUAAUCUAGGUGUUAUCCAUAAUAAUGUAGGCUAGCCUACCCACAUUGUAUCUACAAGCUGUUGGCCGGAGCGCACGUGCCAAGACCAAAGUCGACAAAACCAUCCGUAGAGUUGAAAAACGCGAUGGAAACCCAUUUUAACGUGCGAACUUAAACCGCUAAAGUCAUUUAUAUGUACACUACGUCUUCACGCACAGCUCAGGAAUGAGGCACUGAAAUGUGAAAGCCCCGCCUCUCUGUAGAAUGUGACUGUCACCAUAGGUACCCUAAGACUGCGUCACUGACUGCUUCUGAAAUGGCGUCCUAUUCUCCCUUCUUAUAAGUAGUUCACUAGGGAGCCAUUUCAGACGCAGCCCUGCCUCACUGUGGAAUGGGACCGUCGCCAUCCUAACCCUAUGAGUGACGUUUCUACCACCACCUGUACUUUCAGAGUAAACAUUCCUCCCACGUCACGGAGCAAACCGUGUUAAAGAAUGUAGCCCCGGGGUAUACCUACUACACUUCUGACUGUAGCAGCAGAUUACUGUUGAGGCCCAAGAUGUUGUUGAGGAAAUAAACUGAGAAUAUGUACUGUAGGGUGACGCUAAAUGUUGUUGUAAAGCAGCCUUCAAAUAGCUGUGUCCAGCACUGUAGUUAGGGUUAGCUGUGUCCAGCACUGUAGUUAGGGUUAGCUGUGUCCAGCACUGUAGUUAGGGUUAGCUGUGUCCAGUACUGUAGUUAGCUGUGUCCAGUACUGUAGUUAGCUGUGUCCAGUACUGUAGUUAGCUGUGUCCAGCACUGUAGUUAGGGUUAGCUGUGUCCAGUACUGUAGUUAGCUGUGUCCAGUACUGUAGUUAGCUGUGUCCAGCACUGUAGUUAGCUGUGUCCAACACUGUAGUUAGCUGUGUCCAGCACUGUAGUUAGGGUUAGCUGUGUCCAGCACUGUAGUUAGCUGUGUCCAGCACUGUAGUUAGCUGUGUCCAGCACUGUAGUUAGCUGUGUCCAGCACUGUAGUUAGGGUUAGCUGUGUCCAGCACUGUAGUUAGCUGUGUCCAGCACUGUAGUUAGGGUUAGCUGUGUCCAGCACUGUAGUUAGGGUUAGCUGUGUCCAGCACUGUAGUUAGGGUUAGCUGUGUCCAGCACUGUAGUUAGGGUUAGCUGUGUCCAGCACUGUAGUUAGGGUUAGCUGUGUCCAGCACUGUAGUUAGGGUUAGCUGUUUCCAGCACUGUAGUUAGCUGUGUCCAGCACUGUAGUUAGGGUAAGCUGUGUCCAGCACUGUAGUUAGGGUUAGCUGUGUCCAGCACUGUAGUUAGGGUAAGCUGUGUCCAGCACUGUAGUUAGGGUUAGCUGUGUCCAGCACUGUAGUUAGCUGAGUCCAGCACUGUAGUUAGGGUUAGCUGUGUCCAGCACUGUAGUUAGGGUUAGCUGUGUCCAGCACUGUAGUUAGGGUUAGCUGUGUCCAGCACUGUAGUUAGCUGAGUCCAGCACUGUAGUUAGUUAGUGAACACAUUUAUGUUGUCGCACCAAAUGCCUCUUUAUUGUGGUUUUCCCCACAAGCCGUCUGUUGUUCACCAUGUUAUAACAUUACCUGUAGUAGUAGUAGUAGUUAUAAUAUUACCUGUUGUAGUAGUAGUAGUAGUAGUAGUAGUAGUAGUAGUAGUAGUAGUAGUAGUAGCAGUAGUAAUAGUAGUAGUAACAACAUUACCUGUAGUAGUAAAAUAGUAAUAACCUCUUGUCUCGUUCUCUUCAGUGUAUACAUCGCCAGUUUCCCAGAAUACACCAGGCCCAUGAUAGACCACUUGGUAGCCAUGAAGAUCAACCACUGGGACGGGUAAGGGCCUUUCCUGUCCUCCUCCAUGUCCUUUAGACUUUAAUCAAAUACUUUCAAAUACUGUACUUGAUUUAGUUUGCCCGCUACCAUGGAACCAAUGGAAUAGUCCCAGAAGCUAAAUCAAGUACACCUCAAGUUAGUAUUUGGAAGUAUUUGUCAUAUGUGUUUGGCCCAGGUCGGAUGUCCGUAUGCCAGCCUGCUGCCAUUUAAAGCAUUCAUACUGUAUGUAGCCUAUUAGUGUUGAAGCAGGUGAAAUUCUCCUCCGCGUGUUUCUUGUUGUGUUGCAGGGUGAUCCGUGAGCUAGCAACAAAGGCUCUGCAUAAUCUUACGCCUCAAGCACCUGAUUAUAUGGCCGCAACAGGUGAGCUAUGUCAUUCAUGCUGUUCCCUACCCGCUCUAACAUCGUUGUCUUACUGUGGAAUGGACUGGGUGACGUUCAGCUGCAAUCACUGUUGUUGUGUCUGGGUCCUUACAUCUGUCAAGUUAUUUUAUUUUAUUUUUUAUUUAGAAUGGUAUUUUAUUGAACACAUAGGGAACACACAGAGAGAGGUCAAAGGGCAGUAGGCUAGAUUGGACACUAUGGCGACAUCGUAGACGUGUGCCGGAGGCUGCGGCAUUUCAGGUAGACCAGCCAGGCCACAAAUCAUUCAGGUUAUAUUCCAAUAUAUUAACCACAUCCACACCUCUGCCCUGUUGAUGUUCUGUCAGGUGUCCCUGCAAGGUAUGAAAAAGACACACAAUAAUUGAGUUAGAAUUACGUUUUAUAUUUGGAUAAUUAUAUUUUUAGUUAUGCCUCAGCUGCUGCCCGUAGCGUUGGGCAUUGAUCUCCACAGUCGCCAUGGCGCCAUUCUGGCAUCUGCUGAGAUCAGCCACGCCCUCUACAAGCUGGCCAAUCAGAACAACAGGUACUGGAACCUCACCUCUCAACCAGCCAAUUACACUAUUGGCCGUACUUAUAGGAAAACCACAUGAACGUUGUUAUGUCAUAAAUCCAUCCACAAAGACAGCUUUUGUUUUGCAUAUCGACCCGUGAUUUGACUUCCUGAUUUGACUUAAGCCCUUGGCUUCUAUAAGGUCAUAGGUCAUUGACUGUUUCUAUCUAUUGUAGACCCAACUGUGUGUGAGAUAUGUGCUAUCUGGGGGGAUUGAACAUUUCUGUUGUUGGCUGGAACAUAUGGACAAUAAAAUUGAAUUGCAUUGGAUUGUAGACCGGUGACGGAGCUCAUCUCUUCAGACUGUGUGGAUGGACUCAAGAGCAUUCACCAGAGGGUUAGUUCACUUCUCUCUUGCUUCUCUCUCUCUCUCUCUCUCUCUCUCUCUCUCUCUCUCUCUCUCUCUCUCUCUCUCUCUCUCUCUCUCUCUCUCCUCUCUCUCUCUCUCUCCUCUCUCUCUCUCACUACCCUCUCCCUUUCUCUCACUACCCUCUCCCUUUCUCUCUCCCUCUUGCUACUCUCUUCCUCUUUCUCUCCUCCGGUGUCUUUUCACCCACAUGUAUGUUGUCUCAAGUGUUGACCAUUCACCUGAGUCAGUUGUACCAACAUAGGUACAGUGGGGGAAAAAAGUAUUUAGUCAGCGACCAAUUGUGCAAGUUCUCCCACUUAAAAAGAUGAGAGAGGCCUGUAAUUUUCAUCAAAGGUACACGUCAACUAUGACAGACAAAAUGAGAAUUUUUUUUCCAGAAAAUAUCAUUGUAGGAUUUUUUAUGAAUUUAUUUGCAAAUGAUGGUGGAAAAUAAGUAUUUGGUCACCUACAAACAAGCAAGAUUUCUGGCUCUCACAGACCUGUAACUUCUUCUUUAAGAGGCUCCUCUGUCCUCCACUCGUUACCUGUAUUAAUGGCACCUGUUUGAACUUGUUAUCAGUAUAAAAGACACCUGUCCACAACCUCAAACAGUUACACUCCAAACUCCACUAUGGCCAAGAGCAAAGAGCUGUCAAAGGACACCAGAAACAAAAUUGUAGACCUGCACCAGGCUGGGAAGACUGAAUUUGCAAUAGGUAAGCAGCUUGGUUUGAAGAAAUCAACUGUGGGAGCAAUUAUUAGGAAAUGGAAGACAUACAAGACCACUGAUAAUCUCCCUCGAUCUGGGGCUCCACGCAAGAUCUCACCCCAUGGGGUCAAAAUGAUCACAAGAACGGUGAGCAAAAAUCCCAGAACCACACGGGGGGACCUAGUGAAUGACCUGCAGAGAGCUGGGACCAAAGUAACAAAGCCUACCAUCAGUAACACACUACGCCGCCAGGGACUCAAAUCCUGCAGUGCCAGACGUGUCCCCCUGCUUAAGCCAGUACAUGUCCAGGCCCGUCUGAAGUUUGCUAGAGUGCAUUUGGAUGAUCCAGAAGAGGAUUGGGAGAAUGUCAUAUGGUCAGAUGUAACCAAAAUAGAACUUUUUGGUAAAAACUCAACUCGUCGUGUUUGGAGGACAAAGAAUGCUGAGUUGCAUCCAAAGAACAUCAUACCUACUGUGAAGCAUGGGGGUGGAAACAUCAUGCUUUGGGGCUGUUUUUCUGCAAAGGGACCAGGACGACUGAUCCGUGUAAAGGAAAGAAUGAAUGGGGCCAUGUAUCAUGAGAUUUUGAGUGAAAACCUCCUUCCAUCAGCAAGGGCAUUGAAGAUGAAACAUGGCUGGGUCUUUCAGCAUGACAAUGAUCCCAAACACACCGCCCGGGCAACGAAGGAGUGGCUUCGUAAGAAGGAGUGGCCUAGCUAGUCUCCAGAUCUCAACCCCAUAGAAAAUCUUUGGAGGGAGUUGAAAGUCCGUGUUGCCCAGCGACAGCCCCAAAACAUCACUGCUCUAGAGGAGAUCUGCAUGGAGGAAUGGGCCAAAAUACCAGCAACAGUGUGUGAAAACCUUGUGAAGACUUACAGAAAACGUUUGACCUGUGUCAUUGCCAACAAAGGGUAUAUAACAAAGUAUUGAGAAACUUUUGUUAUUGACCAAAUACUUAUUUUCCACCAUAAUUUGCAAAUAAAUUCAUAAAAAAUCCUACAAUGUGAUUUUCUGGAUUUUAUUUUCUCAUUUUGUCUGUCAUAAUUGAUGUGUACCUAUGAUGAAAAUUACAGGCCUCUCUCAUCUUUUUAAGUGGGAGAACUUGCACAAUUGGUGGCUGACUAAAUAAUUUUUUUCCCCACUGUACAUGUUGUUGUCUUUAAAGUUGUACAUCACCAGUCUUUUCAUCAUGUGUUUGUUUCGUCUUCCAGCUAUUUGACAGAAAGCAGUACAGGUAAGCACUGUUGUUUUCCUCAUUUUCCUCAUUCUGUUUUGGACUGUUUCAGGAGUUGAUUUAAAAAAUAAAUAAAAAAUUAUGUAAUGCCCCUUUUAAAGGUUUCAGACCUGUAUGUUGUGCAACUGCAAAACAUUUUUUUGGGUGUACACGUGUGCUGUUGUCUCCUGUCUGUGUAGGGGCUUUGGUGGUGAGCUGAUGAGGCCUGCAGUCUGUUCUCUCAUUGAGAAGAUGUCCCUCUCCAAGAUGCCUUUCAAGGACGACCCUGUCAUCAGUGAGUUUUCAUAUCGUUGAUAUUCAGGCCUUAUCUGAAUGAUUCCUCCAUCUAGCAGGGUUUCUCAAUAGUGGUCAAAUACAUCCUGCGGGUGAUUUUAUGUGUUUUCAGAGAUUUUAUUAGAUUUUUUCAAAUCAUUUGAGUUGUUGGACAUAAAAGACUGUAAAAUCACCAGAAAAACAGCUCAAAGUAAUUUACAUUUUUGGGAAAUCUGUUCCCAAGUAUUCCCACGCAUAAAUAGAGGCAUAUGUGAUCGUAUCCCAAUGUAAUCAAGGUUUGAAAUUAUUCUGUUUUUGUCAAAUACUAUAUCUAUUUGGGAUUCUUGCGGUCAAUUUGCAGUGUACAAAUUAUUUAUAACUAUAAUAAUAAUAAUAAUAAUAAUAAUAAUAUGCCAUUUAGCAGACGCUUUUAUCCAAAGCGACUUACAGUCAUGCGUGCAUACAUUAUUCGUUUUUUGUGUAUGGGUGGUCCCGGGGAUCGAACCCACUACCUUAGCGUUACAAGCGCCGUGCUCUACCAGCUGAGCUACAGAGGACCACACACGGAACUAUGUUCCGACCAUCCGCUCAAGAAGAAAUCGACCAGUGGUUGAAUGUAAUUAGGGACCGUAUAGCAUCAAUAAACUGGCUAUUAUCUUCCUGAAGGUUUUGUUGGAACAGGAAAAGGGUUAUACCUGGGCUAUAGCUAACAGAGAGGUGGCUAACAGUAGUAACCACUUGUUUUAUCGUUUGUCAUGGUUAUACCUGGGCUGUGGUUGUUAAUGAUUAACAGAUGGUGUAUAAUAAUGGACAAGCCACGCCCCACCGUUAGAGCCAGGAGGUACUGUACCGUACAAACCACUGACACGUAAUGACAGAGUAAACCCUGUCUGUUUCAGCUGGCUGGCAGUGUCUCUGUACUGUACAAACCACUGACACGUCAUGACAGAGUAAACCCUGUCUGUUUCAGCUGGCUGGCAGUGUCUCUGUACUGUACAAACCACUGACACGUAAUGACAGAGUAAACCCUGUCUGUUUCAGCUGGCUGGCAGUGUCUCUGUACUGUACAAACCACUGACACGUAAUGACAGAGUAAACCCUGUCUGUUUCAGCUGGCUGGCAGUGUCUGAUAGACGACACCUUGAAGAGCCUCCACCUCAUCUCACCUGGACCUAGGGACGGUAUCAAGGUACAGUUCAGCAUUCUACACACACACACGUUUGUUUUACUAUUCUUGUGAGGACCAAACAAUUGAUUCCCAUUCUAAAUCCUAUUUUCCGUAACCCCUAAACCAAACCAAAACCUUAAGACAGACAGACAGACACACACCAUAUUGUGAAAUCCCUUUAUUGUGGGAUUUACAUUGUACAGUGCCUUCGAAAAGUAUUCAGACCCCUUGACAUUUUCCAAGUUUUGUUACGUUACAGCCUUAUUCUAAAAUGUAUUAAAUUGUUUUUUCCCCCUCAUCAAUCUACACACAAUAACCCAUAAUGACAAAGCAAAAACAGUUAAAGAAAUGUUUGUAAACUUUGCAAAAAACAGAAAUAUCACAUUUACGUAAGUAUUCAGACCCUUUACUCAAUACUUUGUUGAAGCACCUUUGGCAGCAAUUGCAGCCUCAUCUUCUUAGGUAUGACGCUACAAGCUUGGCACACCUGUAUUUAGGGAGUUUCUCCCAUUCUUUUCUGCAGAUCCUCUCAAGCUCUGUCAGGUUGGAUGGGGGGCAUCGCUGCACAGUUAUUUUCAGGUCUCUCCAGAGAUGUUAGAUCGGGUUCAAGUCCGGACUCUGGCUGGGCCACUCAAGGACAUUCAGAGACUUGUCCCGACGCCACUCCUGUGUUGUCUUGGCUGUGUGCUUAGGGUCGUUGUCCUGUUGGAAGGUGAACCUUCGCCCCUGUCUGAGGUCCUGAGCGCUCUGGAGCAGGUUUUCAUCAAGGAUCUCUCUGUACUUUGCUCCGUUCAUCUGUCCCUCGAUCCUGACUAGUCUCCCAGUCCCUGCCACUGAAAAACAUCCCCACAGCAUGAUGCUGCCACCACCAUGCUUCACCGUAGGGAUGGUGCCAGGUUUCCUCCAGACGUGACGCUUGGCAUUCAGGCCAAAGAGUUCAGUCUUGGUUUCAUCAGACCAGAGAAUCUUGUUUCUCAUGGUCUGAGAGUCUUUUAGGUGCCUUUUGGCAAACUCCAUGCGGGCUGUCAUGUGCCUUUUACUGAGGAGUGGCUUCCGUCUGGCCACCCUACCAUAAAGGCCUGGUUGGUGGAGUGCUGCAGAGAGGGUUGUCCUUCUGGAAGGUUCUCCCAUCUCCACAGAGGAGCUCUGGAGGUCUGUCAGAGUGACCAUCGGGUUCUUGGUCACCUCCCUGACGAAAGCCCUUCUCCCCCGAUUGCUCAGUUUGGCCGGGUGGCCAGCUCUAGGAAGAGUCUUGGUGGUUCCAAACUUCUUCCAUUUAAGAAUGAUGGAGGCCACUGUGUUCUUGGGGGCCUUCAAUGCUGCAGAAUUAUUUUGGGACCCUUCACCAGAUUUGUGCCUCAACACAAUCCUGUCUCGGAACUCUGCAGACAAUUCCUUUGACCUCAUGGCUUGGUUUUUGCUCUGUCGUGCACUGUCAACUGCGGGACCUUAUAUAGACAGGUGUGUGCCUUUCCAAAUCAUGUCCAAUCAAUUGAAUUUAUCACAGGUGGACUCCAAUCAAGUUGUAGAAACAUCUCAAGGAUGAUCGAUGGAAACAGGAUGCACCUGAGCUCAAUUUCGAGUCUCAUAGCAAAUGGUCUGAAUACUUAUGUAAAUAAGUUAUUUCUGUUUUUUAGGUUUUAAUACAUUGGCAAAAGAUUCUAAAAACCUGUUUUUCCUUUGUGAUUAUGGGGUAUUGUGUGUAGAUUGCUGAGGAUUUUUAUUUAUUUAAUCCAUUUUAGAAUAAGGCUGUAAUGUAACAAAAUGUGGGAAAAAGUCAAGGGGUCUGAAUACUUUCCGAAGGCCCUGUACAUAGCGAACACAACAAAUACAACCGUUUUAUUAUGGACUCUCAUGACAUUAAGUUGGCAUAGGCUACACACUGUAUAAUGGUUUGUGUGUAAUGUGGUCCUCCCCCCCUGUAGGAGGCAGCGGUGUCAGCCCUGGCAGCACUGUGUGAGCAGUACUACCAGCCGCAGCCAGGCAUGGCUGACCCCCAGAUGCAGGGUGGGUAGCAUGGGGGGUCUCUGUACCAUUUAGAAGGCUUCAUAAAAAUGAGCCAUACCUUACACAGCAUUCUGGAUUCCUCUAACUCCUGUGAUCUAAUCGGUGUGUCCGUCUGUGUGUGUGUGUGUCCGUCUGUGUGUGUGUGUGUGUUCUCUGUGUGUAGAGGUCCUGGUGUCCCAGUAUAUAGCAGGGUUAAAGAGUACGCAGGUAUUGACCCGGUGUGGCAGUGCACUGGCCCUGGGUUCUCUACCAAGGUUCAUGAUCCAUGGAAAACUACACCAGGUACUAUACAUCUGUUAGAGUUAAUAACACUACACCAGGUACUAUACAUCUGUUAGUUAAUAACACUACACCAGGUACUAUACAUCUGUUAGUUAAUAACACUACACCAGGUACUAUACAUCUGUUAGUUAAUAACACUACACCAGGUACUAUACAUCUGUUAGUUAAUAACACUACACCAGGUACUAUACAUCUGUUAGUUAAUAACACUAAACCAGGUACUAUACAUCUGAGUAAUAACACUACACCAGGUACUAUACAUCUGUUAGUUAAUAACACUACACCAGGUACUAUACAUCUGUUAUUGUAAUAACACUACAACCAGGUACUAUACAUCUGUUAGUUAAUAACACUACACCAGGUACUAUACAUCUGUUAGUUAAUACACACAACACCAGGUACUAUACAUCUGUUAGUUAAUAACACUACACCAGGUACUAUAAUCUGUUAGUUAAUAACACUACACCAAGGUACUAUACAUCUGUUAGUUAAUAACACUACACCAGGUACUAACAUCUGUUAGUUAAAAAACACUACAAACCCGGUACUUACAUCUGUUAGUAAUAACACUACACAGGUACUAUACAUCUGUUGUUAAUACACUACACCAGGUAUAUAAAAUUGUUUGUUAAAUAACAACCACCCAGGUACUAUACAUCUGUUAGUUAAUUAAAAACUACAAACAGGAACAAUCCCAAAAGCCUGAUUCAGUAUUAUACUGAUAGGAUAUGUGCAUGUUGGGGUGAGCAGCCUCUUUUCACUAUGAACCCUAUUCUAUAUUUUAGUUGCAUUCUAAACAGUGCCUCAGGUCAGUUUUCAGCACCACAUUAAAGUCAGAUACUUGAUACCUGUGUGUGUGCUGGGGGUGGUGUGUGAUCUGUGGGGGCUUCGAGUGCUGUAGGUGAGGGGGGGUUGCUUUCACGUGAGGGGGCGGGGGGGGGUGCCGGUUUGGGGCCGUGGGUGCUGUUGGGUUUUCCUCCUCAUUCAACCUUCCUGCUCACUCCACUCUCCACCGGCGUGACGCCCCCCCCCUCCCCCCCCCCGACCCCCCAGGGCGCCGCCAACCCCAGGGCCCGGGCCACCGCGACCCGCCACCGGCCUCGCCACCCGCCCCACCUCGAGACCCCCACCCGCUGCCACCGCCACCGAGACCGCCCCACCCUUCCCACCCCACCGCUAUAAUCCUCCCCCCUCGCUCCACUCCCCACCGAUCUCUCCACUCCCCCCACCCUAACUCUCCACUCCCCACCUUGUACUCCUCCACCCUCCUCCCCACUCCUCCACCCGUACUCCACUUUCCUCCACCUCUGGGACUCCUCCCCUCCCCGCCCCUCCCCACCCCCCCCACCCCACCCAAACUCCCCCCCUCCCUCCAGCCCUCCACCCUCCUCUCCACUCCGCACCUAUAACCCAAACCUUUUCCUCUUCACUCCCCCAUCUCGUACUCCUCCACCUCUUCUCCCACUCCUCCACCUCCCCCACCCUCUCAACUUCCCAUCUCACCCUUACCCCCACCCUUCCUCCUCACUCCCCACCUCACUCCCCCCCCCCUCUACUCUCCCACCUCUCCUCCUUCACUCGCCCAAACCUUUACUCCACCUUUUCUCUCCACUCCUCCUCUUCCCUCCACCCCCUCUCUCCACUCUCCCUUCCUCUCCACUCCGGAUCUUACCACCUGUUCCUCUCCUUCCAUCUAUUCUCCACCUAUCCUCUCCAAUCCUGUAAACCCCCCAACUCCCCCCUCUUUUCCUUUUCAUUUUCUUCUUACUCCUCAUUCUGUUCUCCAUUUCCUCUUAUCUCACCUUUAUACUCCUCCCCUUUUUCCUUUUUCCUCUUUCUCCCUCUUCUCCUUUUCCUUUCUUUUCCUCUCUACUCUGUUCACUCUUUUCUCUUACUCCUUUCUCUUCUCUUUCCACCUUUUACUCCACCUUCUUUCCUUCUCAUUCUGUUACUCCUCCCUCUUUUCUCUUCUUUCACUUCACGUCCCCUCUAUUUUCCUCAUUUAUCCUUUUCCGUUUCUCCACUCCACCUUUCCUUACUAUCCUGCGUACCACUUCAACCUCUACUCCCUUUUUGUACCCCAACUUACCUUACUCUAUUUACUCACUCCCGAUACUUCUCUUCCACCUCUCUCUUCUUCUCUCUAUCCCUUCUACUAAAAUCAUCUUUUUGCUCUUAGUUUACAAUGCAUUCUUUUCACUCUCCGUUAUCUAUCUUGUUGUUAACUGUUUUCUAGGGUUCCUCCUUAUUCACUCCCUGGUUGUUUGGGAAUGUGGGUCUAGGUGGUAAAAUACAGAGGGGUUCUUUUCCGGACCUGUUAUGUGUUUUUUUUUUUUUUUUUUUUUUUACCCCCCCCCCCCCCCUCGGGGGGGGGGGGGGGGGGGGACUCCCCCCCCUUACCGGCUUUUAACUCCCUUUUAGCCCUUUUUUAUGGUGAAAGUUUGCACCCCCCCUGCCCCUAGUUCCCACAUUCCCCCUUGUUUUUUUUUUUUUUUUUUGCUAUUUUCCGUAACCCCUAAAAACCAAAAAACCCAAAAAAAUUUAAACAGGGCAGACAGGGCACACACCAUAAAUUUUGAAAACCCUUUAUUGUGGGAUUUACAUUGUACAGUGCCUUCGAAAAGUAUUCAGAACCCCCUUUACAUUUUCCAAAUUUUUUAAGUUAAAAAGCCUUUUUCUAAAAAUUUUUAAAUUGUUUUUUCCCCCUCAUCAAACUACACACAAUAACCCCCCAAAGACAAAACAAAAAAUUUUAAAAAAAUGGUUUUUUUAAAAAUUUGCAAAAAACAGAAAAAUCACAUUUAAAGUAAGUAUUCAGACCCUUUUUUCCAAUACUUUGUUGAACCUUUGGGGGCAAUUGCAGGGCCUAUUUUUUAGGGGAUGACGUACAAAGCUUGGCCAAACCCGUAUUUUGGGAGUUUCUCCCCUUCUUUUUUUUGGAAACCUCCAAACUCUGUCCCGGUUGGGUGGGGGGCAUCGCUGCACAGUUAUUUUUCAGUCUCUCCAAGAGUUUAAAAGGGGUUUAAGGGCCCCGGGCUCUGGCUGGGCCACUCAAAGGCCCUUCCGAGCUUGUCCCCACGCCACUCCUGUGUUGGGCUUGGGCGUUUUGCUUAGGGUCGUUGUCCGUUGGAAGGGGGAACCUUCCGGGCCCUUUUCUGAGGUCCUUUAGCGUCUGGAGCAGGGUUUUUAUAAGGGCUCCCCUGUACUUUCUCCGUUUAUCUGUCCCCAAACCAUGCCUAGUCUCCCCCCGAUCCUUCCCCCCCUGAAAACUUUCCCCACCAGGGAUGGUGCCUGCCACCACCCCAUGCUUCACUUUGGGGGUUUUUUUCCCCGGUUUCCCCCCCAGACGGAAAGCUUGGGGAAAUUUAGGCCAAAGAGUUUCGUUCCCCUUUCAUCAGCCAGAGAAUCUUUUUUUCUCAUGGUCUGAGAGGGCUUUUAAAGGGGCCUUUGGGGAAAAAUCCCUGCGGGGUCAUGUGCCUUUUUCUGAGGAGUGGGUUUUCCCUUUUGGCCCCCCUACCAUAAAGGCCUGGUUGGUGGGUGCUGGGAGAGAGGUUUCCUUCUGGAAAAGGGUUUUCCCCUCUUCCCCAGAGGAGUCUGGAGGGUUUUCAGGUGACCCUCUUUUUUUGGUCCCCCUCCCUGACGAAAAAACCCCCCCCCUCCCCCCCUUGUCGGUAUUUUGGGGCCCGGGGGGCCAGCUCUAGGAAGAGUCGGGGGUUCCAAAAAUUUUCCAUUUAAGAAUGAUGGAGGGCCCCGUGUUUUUGGGGGCCCCUUUAAUUCUGGCAGAAAUUAAAUUUUUGGGCCCUUUUACCAAUUGUGCCUCAACACAACCGUCUCGGAAAUCGCGACCAAAUUCCCUUUACCUCAUGGCUUUUGGGUUUUUUCUCUGUGUGCCCCUGUCAAAAAUGCGGGACCUUUAAAAGACAGGUGUGUGCCUUUCCCAAAAACCAUGUCCAAACAAUUUUAAAAUUUUUCACAGGGGACUCCAAUUCCCCAAAUUGUGAAACAUCUCAAGGAGAUCGAUGGAAAAAAGGGGUGCCCCCUUAGUCCCAAAUUUUGAGUUUUCCCUAGGCAAAAUUUGGGCGAAAAAAUUAUGUAAAUAUUUUUUUUCUGUUUUUUUUGGUUUUUAAACAAUUUGGGAAAAAUUCUUAAAAACCCGGUUUUUUUUUCCCUUUUUGGGUUUGGGGUAAAUUUUGUGAGAUUGCUGAGGAUUUUUUUUUAUUUAAACCAUUUUGAAUAAGGCUGUAAAGGGAAAAAAAUGUGGGAAAAAGUAAAGGGGGCCCGAAACUUUCCCAAGGCCCUGGGAAAUAGAACACAACAAAAACAACCGUUUUAUUAUGGACUCUCCCUUACAUUAAGUUUUUGGCAUAAAAGGGUCACACUGUAAAAAAUGGUUUGGGGGUAAAAGUUUGGGCCCCCCCCCCUUAGGAGGGCAAACGGGGUUUUUCAGCCCUGGAAACAUUGGGGGGGGCAUACUACCAGCCGCAGCCCCGGAGGCUGAAACCCCCCGUGAAAGGGGGGGUGGGCAUGGGGGGGCCCCUGUCCAUUUUUGAAGGCUUUAUAAAAAAGGGGGAUAAACCCUUUCAAAGGGAUUCUGGAUUCCUCUAACUCCUGUGAUUCUAAUCGGUGUGGGGUGUGUGUGUGUGUGUCCCUUCUGUGUGUGGUUUUGUGGGCCCCUUUGUGUAGGGGGUCCCUUUGGGGGCCCAGUAUAAAAGAAAGGGUUUAAAAAAAUACGGGAGGGAUUGACCCGGUGUGGCAGUGCAAUGGCCCGGGGGUUUUCUACCAAGGGUUUUAGAUCCCGGAAAAAAAUACCCCAGGGACUAUUUCAUUGUUUGGGUUUUAAAACCUACACCAGGUACAUACAUCUGGGUUUAGUUAAUAAAAAAUACAACCCCGGGGGAAAUAUAAAUCUUUUUGUUAAUAACCUACACCCCCCACUUACAAACUUUUUGUUUUAAAAAACUACACAAGGGACUAUUAAAAUCUGUUAGUUAAAAACAAUACACCAGGUUUCUAUACAUUGUUAGUUAAUAACACACACCAGGUAAUAUACAUCUGUUAGAGUUAAUAACCUACACCGGUACAUACAUCUGUAGUUUUUAAAAACAAUACCCCAGGUUUCUAACAUCUGUUUUAAAACACUACAAAAACCAAAGGUUUCUAUACUCUGUUAGUUAAUAACACACCCCGGUACAUACAAACUUUUUAAUAAUAACACUCCACCGGUACUAUAAUUGUUAGUUAAUAACACACCCCCAUGGGACUAUACUCUGUUAGUUAAAAACCUUUCCCGGGGGCUAACAUUGUUAGUUUUAAAAAACACUACAAACCCGGUACUAUAAACUGUUAGUUAAUAACCCCUACCCCAGGGGACUAUACAUCUGUUUUUUUUUAAAAAAACUACCACCAGGUACUAUACAUUGUUUGUUUUAAAAAAACCCACCCAGGUACUAUACAUCUGUUUUGUUUAAAAAACACUACACCCGGGAAAACAUCCAAAAGCCUGAUUCAGAUUAUAAUGAUAGAUUUUUCUGCAGUUGGGGGAGCAAACCUCUUUUUUACUAGAAAAUAUUCUUUUUAUGUUUUCAUUUUUACAGUGCUCAGGUUUAGUUUCAGCACCACAUUUUAUGUCAGACUACCUUUUAUACCUGGUGUGUGCAUGUGUGUGUCAACCCGUCAGGUCCCUUUAGCCGAGCUGUAGGGCAAGGGAGGAUGCUUCACGGGGGGCCGGGGAGUUCUGCCAAGGCCAUGGCACAGUGAGGCCGUCCCUCCUCCCUCUCAUUCCCCCCCCCUCCUCCCACUCCACUCCUCCCCCCGGGGGCCCCCACCCCCUUCCCCCACGCCCCACCUCCACCCCCAACCCCCACCCCCACCCGGGGGUCCCCCAACCCCCCCCCCCCCACCCCCGAACCCCCACCCUUCCCCCCCCCACCCAAAAAAACCCCCACCCUUUCCCAACCCCCCCCUCUAUUUCUCCUCCACCCCUCCCUCCACUCCCCACCCUUUUUUCUCCACUUUCCCCCACCCUUUGGGUCCCCCCAAUCCCCCACCUUUACCCCCUUCCACCCUCCCCCUCCCACUCCUCCCCCCUUUCCCCCACUCCUUUCCCCCCCUUUUUGUAAAUUUCCCCCACCUCUCCCCCCACUCCCCAAACCCCCCCCCACCCCCACCCCCAAACCCCCACCCUUUUUCCCCCACCCCCCACCUCUCCCCUCCCCCCCCGCCACCUUAACUCCACCUUUUCCCCUUCCUCCUCCUCGCGACUCCUCCACCUCUUCUCUCCACUCCUCCACCCCCCCCACCCGCCAACCCCCCCCUCCCCCCACCCUUUCCCCCCACCCCUCGGCACCCCCACCCGGGGAAAAUCCCCCCCCCUCUACUUCCAAAUUCCUCUCCCCUGCCAAAAUUUUAUUUCUAAAACCUUUUUUCUCCACUCCUUUCCCCUUUUUUUUCCCUUCCCCCUCUCCCCUCCACUCCUCCCCCUUCCCCCCCCCAAAAACCCCCAAAUCUAUUUUCCACCUUUUCCCCUUCCCCUCCCCCAUUUUGGGAAUUUUCCCCCCCAUUCCUCUCCCCUCCUUAAACCCCUUCCCCUCCCCCAAAAACCCCUUUUUCUCCUCCACCUUUCCUCUUAAAAAACCCCACAUUUUGAAUCCCCCACCUUUCCCCUUCCCUCCUCCCCCCUUUUAUUUUCCCCUCCACCUUUCCUCUCCACUCCUCCACCUCUUAUCCUCCACCCUUUUCCCCUUCACUCCUCCCUCUGUACCCCCCUCCACCUCAACUCCUCCCCCUCUUUCCCCUCCCCACCCCCCCCCUUUCCCCCUCUAUACCCACCCAUUUCCUUUCACUCCUCCAUCUCUGUUUCUCCCCCCCACCUCUUUUCUCCCCUCCCUUUUACCCCCCUUUCCCCGCCUCCCCCCCUCCACUCCCCCCCCCCUCCCCUCUCCGUUUUUCCACUCCAAACCCCUUCCCUCCUGACUUCCCGGCCCCCAAAAUUCCAAAUAUAACCCUUAAAUUAAAAUGUUUAAAACCCCCCAAAAAAAACCCUUUAAAACCUUUUUUUCCCCCAAAUAAAAAAUUCUUUCUCCAACCCCCCCUCCCCUUUCUCCUUCUUACCCUUUUUUCCCCCCCUUUUUAUUUUUGGAAACUUCCCAAAAUUUUUUUAAACCAAAAGGCAUAUCUUGUUCCCUCUUUCCCGUUCCCAUUAUUUGGUUUUUUCCCCGUUUUUUUUUCCCCCCUUUUAAAACCCCCUUUUUCCUUUGGGGGUUGGGUUUUUGGUUUAUUGUUUUUUUUGAUUGGGCUUUGGGGGGGUAAAAAGGGGGGCCGGGAGGAUUGGGUUGGGGGAAAGGGAAAACCCAUUUUUUACCUUAGGGUUUGUAUCCAAAGGGGCCCUUGGUCUCUCCCUUUUUCUUUUGUGUCUCGUUGUUUUUUGUCCUUUUGUCUCGGGGUUUUUCUUUUUUGGGGGCUCUGUUUCGGUGGGUUUUUUGUCCUUUGUUUUGUUCUUUGUCUCUUUGUUCUUUGGGGCUCUUUGUCUCUGUUUUGGGUUUUGUGUCUCUUUUUUUUCUUUGUUUCUUUGUCUCUUUGUCUCUGUUGGUCUCUUUGUCUCUUUGUCUCUUGUUUUCGUGUUUUCUCUUGUCUCUGGGUUUUUCUCUUGGGUUCCCUUUUUCUCUUGUCCCUGUUCUCCUGUGGGCCCCUGUGGCUCUUCCCCCGUUGGGGCUUCCUGUGUCUCUUUUUGUGUUUUGUGUCUCUUUUCCCGGGGUUUUCUGUGUCUUUUUCUGUAUCUUUUUUCUUUCACCUUUUUUUCCCCCCCUUAACUCGGGGGGGUUGUUUUUGGGAAUUUUUUCCCUUCCCCUCAAACCAAUGUUCUUUUUUUCUUUUAUGAACUCAAACUUUUCUCCCUCCCCUCUCCCCCCCUUUUCUCCUCUCUCCCCUCUCUUUUCUCCCCCUCCUCUCCCCUUUCUUAUCCCUCCCUCUUCUCCUCUCCUUCCCCUUUUCCCCCUUUCCCAUUCCCUUCCUCUUCUCCUCCCCCCUCCCCUCUUCCCCCUUUUUCCCUUCUUUUCCUUCCCCUUCUCUUUUUUUUCCUCCUUCUCUUUUCUUCCCCUUUCCUUCCCUCCCCUUUUCUUUCCUUCCCUUCCCCUUUUUCCCUCCCCCCCUUCCUCCCCCCUCCUCCCCCCCACAACUGGGUCCCUUUUUGGGGCCCCCCCGGCCAAGCCCAGUUAGUUUACCUUGGGGGAAAGGAAUUUUCACCCGGUUAAAAGAAUUCGUGCGGACAAGGGCUUUCUCCCCUUUUUUCCUUUUGUUUGGGUUUUGAUUUAACUAAAUUUUUUAUUUUAAUAUUUUCCCCAAUUUGGAAUUCCCCCCAAAAAUUUUUUAUUUAUUAAAAUUAAUAAUUAUAUAUAAUUUUUUUUUUUUGUUUGUUUAUUUUUUUUUUUUUUUCCCCUUUUUUUUUUUUUUUUUUUUAAAAAACAACCGUUUCCCCUCCCUUUCCCCUCCCCCUCUUCUUAAAAAAAUUUUUUUUCCUGGUUUUUGUCUGGUUUUGUUUCAAUUUAUUUCGGGUUCCCUUUGCCAAAAGCUUUUUCCCCCUGCCCUGGGGGAAAUUUCCCCGGGGGGGAAAAGGUGGGGGGUAAGGGAUUGUUUCAAAUUUUUUUUGGAAUUGGGAAAAUUUUUUUUUUUUGUUUAAAUUUUAAAUUUUAAAAGGGGUUUAAAGUUUUUGCCCGGCCUUCAAAAGCUUUCUUCCUUCCCCAAACCCCAAAGUGGAAAAUACAGUGGCUUUCGAAAAUAUUCAACCCCCCUUGGGGAUUUUUCCCAUUUUGUUUUUCCCCCUUUCAACCUGGAAUUAAAAUGGGUUUUUUUUGGGGGGGUUUUUAUCUUUGUUUACACAAGCAUGCCUGCCACUUUGAAGAUGCAAAAUUAUUUUAUUGUGAAACAAACAAGAAAUAAGAAAAAAAAAAACAGAACUUGAGCGUUGCGUAACUAUUCUGACCCCCCCCAAAGUCUAGACUUUGGUAGAGCCACCUUUUGCAGCAAUUACAGCCUGCAAGUAUCUUGGGGUAUGUCUCUAUAAGCUUGGCACAUCUAGCCACUGGGAUUUUUUGCCCAUUCUUCAAAGCAAAACUGCUCCAGCUCCUUCAAGUUGGAUGGGUUCCGCUGGUGUACAGCAAUCUUUAAGUCAUACCACAGAUUCUCAAUUGGAUUGAGGUCUGGCUUUGACUAGGCCCAUUCCAAGACAUUUAAAUGUUUCCCCUUAAACCACUCGAGUGUUGCUUUAGCAGUAUGCUUAGGGUCAUUGUCCUGCUGGAAGGUGAACCCCCGUCCCAGUCUCAAAUCUCUGGAAGACUGAAACAGGUUUCCCUCAAGAAUUUCCCUGUAUUUAGCGCCAUCCAUCCAUUCCUUCAAUUCUGACCAGUUUCCCAGUCCCUGCCGAUGGAAAAACAUCCCCACAGCAGGAUGAUGCCACCACCAUGGGGAUGGUGUUCUCGGGGUGAUGAGAGGUGUUGGGUUUGCGCCAGACAUAGCGUUUUCCUUGAUGGCCAAAAAGCUAAAUUUUAGUCUCCUCUGACCAUAGUACCUUCUUCCAUAUAUUUGGGAAGUCUCCCACAUGCCUUUUGGCGAACACCAAACGUGUUUGCUUAUUUUUUUCUUUAAGCAAUGGCUUUUUUCUGGCCACUCUUCCGUAAAGCCCAGCUCUGUGGAGUGUACGGCUUAAAGUGGUCCUAUGGACAGAUACUCCAAUCUCCGCUGUGGAGCUUUGCAGCUCCUUCAGGGUUAUCUUUGGUCUCUUUGUUGCCUCUCUGAUUAAUGCCCUCCUUGCCUGGUCCGUGAGUUUUGGUGGGCGGCUUUCUCUUGGCAGGUUUGUUGUGGUGCCAUAUUCUUUCAAUUUUUUAAUAAUGGAUUUAAUGGUGCUCCGUGGGAUGUUCAAAGUUUCGGAUAUUUUUUUAUAACCCAACCCUGAUCUGUACUUCUCCAGAACUUUGUCCCUGACCUGUUUUGAGAGCUCCUUGGUCUUCAUGGUGCCGCUUGCUUGGUGGUGCCCCUUGCUUAGUGGUGUUGCAGACUCUGGGGCCUUUCAGAACAGGUGUAUAUAUACUGAGAACAUGUGACAGAUCUUGUGACACUUAGAUUGCACACAGGUGGACUUUAUUUAACUAAUUAUGUGACUUCUGAAGGUAAUUGGUUGCACCAGAUCUUAUUUAGGGGCUUCAUAGCAAAGGGGGUGAAUACAUAUGCACGCACCACUUUUCCAUUAUUUAUUAUUUUUAAUUUUUUCAUUUCACUUCACCAAUUUGGACUAUUUUGUGUAUAUCCAUUACAUGAAAUCCAAAUAAAAAUCAAUUUAAAUUACAGGUUGUAAUGCAACAAUAUAGGAAAAACGCCAAGGUGGAUGAAUACUUUUGCAAGGCACUGUAACUGUUAGUUUGAACUAGUUGCCUCAAGGGAAUGAUGAAUCUGAUCUAUGACCUUUACUCCCUGUUACAGCCUUAAUAUUACAUGAACUAAUCUGUCUGUCUGUCUGUCUGUCUGAUGAACUGGACCGCUUCUACGGCAUUCUCUCCACCUGUCUCCACCUGUGAACUGUCGCUUCGCACACACAGACACUGUGGCUCCUCUCUCAGGGCGUGACGUUAGAGUAGAUAUCUUCAUUACCACAUCACACAAACUAAAGCUGCCCUCGGGACAUGACCAAACUGAUUUGAAUAUUAGCUUUUAGGACCCUGGGGGCGGUGGCAUGACAAGUGGCAUUUCAGGUGUGUGUGUGUUUGAGGUAUUAAUCUCUCUUCUCCUCCUCUCCAGGGUGAGAGAGGCAGCCAUGACUAGUCUGCUGGUGGUCGGCACCGCUCCACAACUACUCUCCCAAGACCUGUGAGUAGAAUAACUUCCUCAAUCACGCUGUACCACUUUAAACUAACAACUUUAUAAAACCUUCAUAAGGCCUUCAUAGAUGCUUCACAAAUCAUUCAUAAGCGUGCUAUAUAGAAGGUAAGAAAGGUGUUAUGACAUUUAUGUUAUUUUAUAUAGUAGGAAUUAAAGAGUCUUAGCUGUAGCUCUUCAUUCAUUCCCUCCCUGACCACUUUUUUACAUUCUCAUCCGUUAAUUCCCUCUUCAUUCAUUCCCACUUCUUUUCCUCCUCUCAUCCCUCUCUCCUCCUCGUCUAUCUCAUCCUCCCCCGGGUCCGUAACCUACCCCUCUCCUCUCCUUCCCUACGAAUCUCUUCCUACUCAGCUCAUCCUCCAUCCCCCUACUCAUCACCUCCUCUCCCUCAUCCAUCUUCCUUCUCCAUCUUCCCUUCCUCUCAUCUUCUCCUCCGACCUCUCCUCUCCCCUCUCUCCUCUCCUCCUCUCUUCUCAUCCCUCUCUCCUCUCCUCUACUCAUCUCUCCUCUCCUCUCAUCUCUCCUCUCCUCCUCUCAUCUCAUCCCCCUCUCCAUCUCUCCUCUCCUCCUCUCAUCCCUCUCUUCUCCUCUCCUCCUCUCCUCCCUCUUUCCUCUCCUCCUCUCCUCUCCUCCUCAGGGUGAAUGGUAUGAUGUGUAGCUUGGCCCAGCAGUCAGCAGAGAAGAUACAUCGCUGCAGAGCCCAUGCUGGAUCAGUGUUCGUCAGGCUCCUCCAUAGUAACAACCCUGCAGUACCUCACAUCCCCCACCGGGAGGAGCUGCUCGCCAUCUUCCCUCCGUGAGUCUAAAUACAUUUACAUUUGAGUCAUUUAGCAGACGCUGUUAUCCAAAGUGACUUACAUCUUAAGCUAGCUAGGUGAGACAACCACAUGUCACAGUCAUAGUCAGCAAGCAAAUUAAACAGCUAUCAGCAGUCGGUGCUAAUAAGAAGUAACCACUAACUAACCCCUCAGGCUGUUAGAAGGGGAUCAGAGAACUCUACUCUUCGCUGUGUGAGUCUAAGGCCCUGUCCAGAAACAACCCCUAGCCUGAACUUCCCGUAGGGACUUCAGUGAUCUGAAAGAGUUGGAUAAGUCGUCUCCGAGCCGUUAAGAGUUUGUCCAACUGGACGCCAUGUUAGUGCCUUUGACCAUUCCAUGUAUCCAUUCAUGACAAGUGUGUUGGAUGUUAGUGCCUUUGACCAUUCCAUGUAUCCAUUCAUGACAAGCGUGUUGGAUAUGUGUUCUCCAUCUAUGGAUGGCUUAGGGUCAUCUCAUACAAGACAGUGGGCACAUUUCAAUGAAAUAAUUGAAUUUUAAUUCACUUAUUGAAUUGAAAAGCUGAAUUGACCCUAACCCUGUGUGUGUGUGUGUCUCUCUCUCUCUCUCUCUCAGUGAAAGGGCAGAGAGUCUGAACUGGAAUGCUCCGUCUCAGGCCUUCCCCCACAUCACCCAGCUGCUGAGACUGCCCCAAUACCAGUACCACACACUACUGGGGUUGACCGUGUCUGUAGGAGGACUGACUGAGUCUACGGUACGUGUCUGUAGCGCUGUGUCUGUAGCGCUGUGUCUGUAGCGCUGUGUCUGUAGCGCUGUGUCUGUAGCGCUGUGUCUGUAGCUCUGUGUCUGUAGCUCUGUGUCUGUAGCUCUGUGUCUGUAGCUAUGUGUCUGUAGCUAUGUGUCUGUAGCUAUGUGUCUGUAGCUAUGUGUCUGUAGCUAUGUGUCUGUAGCUAUGUGUCUGUUGCGCUGUGUCUGUAGCUAUGUGUCUGUAGCUAUGUGUCUGUAGCUCUGUGUCUGUAGCACUGUGUCUGUAGCGCUGUGUCUGUAGCUAUGUGUCUGUAGCUAUGUGUCUGUAGCAGUGGAGGCUCGUCAGAGGAGGAAGGGGAGGACCAACCUCAGUGAAUUUCAUAAAAAUAAAAAUAGUGAAACAUUAAAAAAGUUAUCCUUUUUAGAUAAACUAUACUAAAUCACCAAAUAAUUGAUUAAAACACACUAUUUUGCAAAGAAGGUCUACAGUAGCCUCAACAGCACUCUGUAGGGUAGCACCAUGGUGUAGCCGGAGGACAGCUAGCUUCCGUCCUCCUCUGGGUACAUUGACUUCAAUACAAAACCUAGGAGGCUCAUGGUCCUCACCCCCUUCCAUAUACUUACACAGUAAUUAUGACAACUUCCGGAGGACGUCCUCCAACCUAUCAGAGCUAUUGCAGCAUGAAACUGACGUGUUGUUCACCCAAUCAAAGGAUCAGAUAAUUAAUCUAGUACUGAAAGCAUAAGCUACAGCUAGCUAGCAUUACAGUGCAUAAAAUGUGGUGAGUAGUUGACUCAAAGAGAGAGAAAGACAAUAGUUGAACAGUUUUGAACAAAUUUAUUUAUUUAAAAAUGUAGGAGAACCAAGAGUGAGAGAGAAAGAGCUAUAUUUUGUAUUUUUUUCACUUUUACUUACUUAGCUAGCUAAUGCAGCUAGCUAGUUUAGCCUACUCAAAACACCCGGCUCAAACAGAGAGGGAUGCUAUGUUAGCUAGCUGGCUAUGGCUAUCCAACACUGGAACUCUCCCAUCAGGUAAUUUUUGUUUUUUUAAAUUUAUUGCCACCGUGGCCCGCCUUUGUAUCUUUGCAAACUGUAUGCAUGUUUGUGGGGGUUUUUAAAACGGGUUAGUUCUGUAGCUAUGUUGACCAUGAUUUGAAACGAUGUGUCUGGUGCGGUUAGCGUCUGUUUAAAGGUUUGGGUUUGGGAAAAUUUUUUUUUCGCCUGGUCACAGACAGUGAUUGUUUCAUUUAAAGUCCACAAGUGAAGGGGAGGAGAAGGGAGGGAGGUGAGAGGGGGAGAAAAGGGGAGGGGAGGAGGAGAGGGGGGGGGAGGGGAGAGGGGAAGGGAGAGGGGGAAAAGGGGGGGAGGGAAGGGGGAGGUGGGGGGGGUUUUUUUUUUUUGGGGGGGGGUUUUUGGGGGGGGGUCGGGGGGGGUGGGGGGGGGGGGGGUGGGGGGGGGGGGGUGGGGGGGGGGGGGGGGGUUGGGGGCGGGGGGGGGGGGGGGGGGGGGUUGGGGGGGGGGGGUUGGGGGGGGGGGCCGCGGGGCCCGGGGCGGGGCCCCCGGUCCGGGGCCCCCGCCCCGGGGGGGGCCGGGGGGGGGGCGGGCGGGGGGGGGCCGGGUGCGGGGGGGGCGCCCGGGGGGGGGGUCGGUUGGGGGGGGGGGGAGGGGGCGGGGCGGGUUUGGGGGGGGGGGGGGGGGGGGGGCCCGGGGGGGCGGGGGGGGGGGGGGGGGGGGGGGCCCCCCCCCCGGGUGCUUUUGGGGUUGGUUUUUUUGGUUUUUGGGGUUUUGGGGCCCUAGUAGCUGGACUUUCCAGUCAGUAAGCUUGGUUAUAAUUUAUUGCACGUGGUCGCGGUUAUGUUCUGAAGUUGCUUGAUUUGCGGUUUCUAAGAGUAGUUCUAGUACAGUGACCAUGAGUGGAAAGAUGAGUCUGUGGGGUUAGCGGCAGAUGAAGGUUGGUUGGAAAGUUUGUGACAGAGGAUGGUGUGCACUGAGUCCACAAGUGAAGGGGAGGAGGAGAGAGGUGAGGGAGGAGAGGAGGUGAGAGGAAGAGAGAGGUGAGAGGAGGAGAGAGUAAGGGGGAGGAGAGGAGGAGAGGUGAGGGGAGGAGGAGAGAGGUGAGAGAGGAGAGAGGGAGAGAGAGAGAGGAGAGGUAGGAGAGAGGUGAGAGAGGAGAGAGUGAGGUGAGAGGAGGGAGAAGGUGAGAGGAGGAGGAGCGUGAGAGAGGAGAGGUGAGUGAGGGGGAGGUGAGAGGGGAGAGGUGAGAGGUGGAGGAGGUGAGAGGGGUAGGGGUGAGAGGAGGUGAGAGGUUGAGAGGGUGGAGGAGGGAGGAGGUGAGAGGGGGGGUGAGAGGGUGAGAUGAGGGAGAGGUGGUGAGGAGGAGAGGUGAGCGGUCGGGAGAGGGAGAGGUGGAGGGGUGAGAGGGGAGGAGCGAGACGGUGAGGGCGGAGAGAGGUGAGAGGAGGAGGAGGAGGAGCGAGGAGGGGGGGAGGUGGAGAGGAGGGGAGAGGUGAGAGGAGGAGAGUGAGUAGGUAUAUGUGAGAAGGAAUUAUAUAAACAAGGAGCUGUUUCUAUGUGGCUGCUAUGAAAGAUAACUGUAUUUGCGUGUGAUCAGGGGUGUGUUCAUUGCGCCGAUUCUGUUUUAAAAUGUUUCGUAAACAGAGCGAAACGGGGAUAAACAUACCUGAAUUUGUCCAAUAGAAACUCUUGUUUCCAACUGUUGGACUAAUGAUUACACCCUAGAUCAGCUAGAUGCAGGCAAGAGUGUGCAAGGCGGUAUUGAAUGUGUCACUGUCUGCCACCUUGAUUACUCAAAAUUCUCUCGACCUGUGCACCUACAUUGUAAACUUUCAUUCAUAGGCUAGGUUGUAGCAACCUCAUGAUGGGUACAGGGAAAAUUGUAGUAUCAUGUAGUAGCCUAAACCUAUCUGGGUGAAUGGAACAUGAAUGACAGUCAUCCAAUAUGCUGUAAUAGAAAUAAGGCCAUGCUCAUAAAAAUAAUAAUAAUAAUCGUCCUCCCUCAUCUUAAACGGCACUGACCGCAACUGGUCUGUAGCUAUAAUAAUAAUAAAUAAUAAUAUGCCAUUUAGCAGACGCUUUUAUCCAAAGCGACUUACAGUCAUGCGUGCAUACAUUUUUGUGUAUGGGUGGUCCCGGGGAUCGAACCCACUACCUUUGCGUUACAAGCGCCGUGCUCUACCAGCUGAGCUACAGAGGACCACGUCUGUACUCUGUAUCUCACUGUCUGCCCCAGUACCACUACCACACACUACUAGACCUCACUGUCUGCCCCAGUACCACUACCACACACUACUAGACCUCACUGUCUGCCCCAGUACCACUACCACACACUACUAGACCUCACUGUCUGCCCCAGUACCACUACCACACACUACUAUACCUCACUGUCUGCCCCACUACCACUACCACAACACUACUAGACCUCACUGUCUGCCCCAGUACCACUACCAACACACUACUAGACCUCACUGUCUGCCCCAGUACCACUACCACACACUACUAGACCUCACUGUCUGCCCCAGUACCACUACCACACACUACUAGACCUCACUGUCUGCCCCACUACCACACACUACUAGACCUCACUGUCUGCCCCAGUACCACUACCACACACUACUAGACCUCACUGUCUGCCCCACUACCACACACUACUAUACCUCACUGUCUGCCCCACUACCACUACCACACACUACUAGACCUCACUGUCUGCCCCAGUACCACUACCACACACUACUAGACCUCACUGUCUGCCCCAGUACCACUACCACACACUACUAGACCUCACUGUCUGCCCCAGUACCACUACCACACACUACUAGACCUCACUGUCUGCCCCACUACCACACACUACUAGACCUCACUGUCUGCCCCAGUACCACUACCACACACUACUAGACCUCACUGUCCAAAGACUGCAUGUUUGUGAGUCAAAUGAAAGUCAUGUUGUCCCUGGAAAAGAACCUUUUGUGAAACGGUGGUUUGACAACUCCUCUCUCCAGUGUGUGUCUGUAGGCCAACAGAGGGGGCUAGAGCUCAUCAGACCCCUGAGGAUCCAGUACCUCUCCUCUGAUCUGUUUCUCAGGCACCAGGCAUCAGCUUGACGCUCCUCUGGCCCACAUCCACCUGGUUCCUGUAAACAAGAACCUAAAACCCAAAACAAAGAUGGGAGCUCAUCCAGAACAAAUGGAACUGUUUUUAGUGUUAUUGGCAGGGCUGGUGUAGUCUUUCUUUUCUUUAAGGAAACGUCCUUUCCCAUCUUAAGCCAUUCGUCUCUGCGUUGUGUGAUGAAUGAAGGUGGAAAGUGUGUGUGUGUGUGUGUGUGUGUGUGUGUGUGUGUGUAAUGAAUGAAUGAAUGAAAUAAAGGUUUUUUAUAAAGCGUGUCUGAUGCUUUGCUCUACUGAUACUCCACCACUCCUGGCCCGUUCCCAUCACUCUGCACGGUCAUGGCCCGUUCCCAUCACUCUGCACGGUCCUGGCCCGUUCCCAACACUCUGCACGGUCCUGGCCCGUUCCCAUCACUCUGCACGACAGUCCUGGCCCGUUCCCAUCACUCUGCAUGGUCCUGGCCCAGAUAGGGGCUCUCAAACUGGGGGUCCAACCUCCAACGGCUCCCAGACCCAGUACCCUGGUUCCUCUCCCCUCUCAGCCCCAGUACCCUGGUUCCUCUCCCCUCUCAGCCCCAGUACCCUGGUUCCUCUCCCCUCCCAGACCCAGUACCCUGGUUCCUCUCCCCUCCCAGACCCAGUACCCUGGUUCCUCUCCCCUCUCAGACCCAGUACCCUGGUUCCUCUCCCCUCUCAGACCCAGUACCCUGGUUCCUCUCCCCUCUCAGACCCAGUACCUGGUCCUCUCCCCUCCCAGACCCAGUACCCUGGUUCCUCUCCCCUCCCAGACCCAGUACCCUGGUUCCUCUCCCCUCUCAGCCCCAGUACCCUGGUUCCUCUCCCCUCUCAGACCCAGUACCCUGGUUCCUCUCCCCUCUCAGACCCAGUACCCUGGUUCCUCUCCCCUCUCAGACCCAGUACCCUGGUUCCUCUCCCCUCUCAGCCCCAGGCUGCAUCCCAAAUGGCACCCUAUUCCUUACAUAGUGUACUAUUGUUGUCCAGGGCCCAUAGAGGGUGGAAAGUAGUGCUUUAUAAAGUGAACAGGAUACCAUUUGGGACAUCCCUGGUCUCUCUCCCCCCCAGCCACAGUCAGCUAGUGAAAGCCAACCCCGCUGGUGUGACUAAUGCCCGUGGGGAUACACGCUCAACACUGACGAUGAUUUGUGGUGGUUAGGUUUAUUUUUAACCCAGCUCAGUUUGUGGAGGUAAUGUAGAACAAUGAGGUGAUGGUUUUAAUAGGUGUAGUGAGGGUGGUAAAGCUACAGUCAUCUGCCAACAAUGCCUGUAAACCUAUUCCCUGGGAGGUGAUCUGGCCUGGCCCCCCCCUCUCUCUCUCUCUCUCUCUCUCUCUCUCUCUCUCUCUCUCUCUCUCUCUCUCUCUCUCUCUCUCUCUCUCUCUCUCUCUCUCUCUCUGUCUCUCUGUCUCUCUGUCUCUGUCUCUGUCUCUAUCUCUAUCUCUCUGGACCUGUGGCUUGGUAGACUCUUGCUAUAAUCUGGAUGGACUGGUCUGGAGACACACACACACUUCUGAGGUAGCCAGAACUGUGAUCGUAGGCUGAGGUAGCCAGAACUGUGAUCCUAGGUUGAGGUAGCCAGAACUGUGAUCCUAGGCUGAGGUAGCCAGAACUGUGAUCCUAGGCUGAGGUAGCCAGAACUGUGAUCCUAGGUUGAGGUAGCCAGAACUGUGAUCCUAGGCUGAGGUAGCCAGAACUGUGAUCCUAGGCUGAUUUGGAAUUGGUUCUCACACACAGAGUCCAAAGUGAUGAAGCAUCCUGUUGGAUCCCUGGAAACUCUUUCUCACCCUCCUAGUCUUGUUUACUGCCGUUUCACAUUUUGUGUUGCUGUAUUAUACAUAAACGAUCUCUAGUGAGACUACCCUUCCUCUCUUCCUCCCUCCCCCUCUCCCACUGCUUAGUCCAACUCCCUUCUUCUCUCAUACCCCCUGAAAGACCAUGUCAUCACCACAGACCUUGUUGUAACUGCCGAUAUAGAAAAGAAAGACAGAAUUCCUCUCUUCUUCUGCUGUCUCCAGCGGGUCUUGAUGCUGUGUUGUAGCUGUGUGAACGAUGAGCAGCUUUCAUAGCCUUCACUGUCACUCAGUUUCAUGACGUCAUCACUAUGUGAGGGGAAGUGAUACCACGAAAUCAGAGCAUGUGUCCCUAUUCCCUCUGGACUCUGGCCAAAAGUAGUGCGCUACAGUGCCAUUUGGGACACAGAGCGAUGAGCUGUUUAGACUUAAUGUUGCUCAAUGUGGCUUCUCACACUGUCAAUCUAGACUUACGCAAUUUUAAACGGAGCGGUAAUAUAAUAUUUUAUUGUUUUAUUGUUAUGUGGUUCUCUCUCUCCCCCUGUCUCCCUCCCUCAAUCUCUUUCCCUCUCUACAUCUCCCCCCUCUCUCUCUCCCCCUGUCUCUCUCUCUCUCAUUUUCCCUCCCUCCCUCUCUACAUCCCUCUCCCCUCUCCCUCUCUCCUUAUCUCUCCGUCUCCAGGUUCGUUUCUCGUCCCAGUCUCUGUUUGAUCACCUGAUGUUGAUUCAGCAGGAUACAGCCGCUCUGGGACAGUUUAGUGACACACUGCUACGCGUCUUCAGAGACAACCUGAGAAAUGACAGGUAGGCGCACACACACACACACACACACACACACCCUUUGUACACAUGCACACACUCUUCGAUCUAUUUAUUUCUUACAGUCCACUUAUGCAAUACGUAGGAGAUUUAAAUUGAUAGUUUUUAAAAAACGAUGUAUUAUUUGUACACAUUAUUCUAUUUUGGGCCCGGUCUCCCUAGUGUCAAUCUCAAUGAAACUAACCUGGUAAAAUAAAGAUAAGCUAAAGGUAAUGUGUGUCUGUGUAGGGUGUCGGUCCCCUUCCUGAAGAUGCUGGACCAGAUGCUGGCUCGAGCCUGCUUUGACACCUUCACUACUGACCAGGAGUGAGUCUAGUAGUGUUCAUGUUAUACAAUGUUGCUUUAUUGAUGCCUGUUAGGUAGGACUCAAUACUACUUUAUUAUCUCACAGAAACAGCAGAAACAGGAUAUAUAUAGAAGAUGUAUAGUGUUGUAUAUCUAGAAUAAAUGAAGAAAUUUCAUAUAGUGUCUGAUUGAAUGAAUAGAAGCUAAGCUAAUCUGUUAUUUCCUCUGUCUGUCUCUCUCUCCCUUUCUCUGUCUCUCUCUCGCUCUCUCUCUCCUCUCUCUUUCUCUGUCUCUCUUUCUCUCUCUACUGUCUCUCUCUCUUUCUCUCUCUCUGUAGUCAUCAGUUCUGUGUGGACCUGUUGGCUCUCUGUAAGGAAGAGAUUAAAAAGUCCAAGGACACUCAGAAGCUACGCUCCGCUAUCGCUGUGUGAGUGGGGUAUAUUUUAACACACACAGGAACGUCAGUGACUCACUCACUCACUCACUCACUCACUCACUCACUCACUCACACACACACACACACACACACCACACACACACACACACACACACACACACACACACACACACACACAGAAUAAUAAUUAUUUAAUUACCCCAGUGAAUUAUUGUAAUGUUUGUUUAUGUGUCAAUUAAUCCCAUAAGGGAUGGGUUGCCAACUGGCGAUUUGACACCAAAAUAAAAUGUUCAUUCAUACAUUCACACACACGACAUUCAGAAGCUCUGCUCCUGUAUCACUGUGUGAGGAUCCUCUAACAUUACUGUAGCAAUCACUCAUACUCCAAAUGCAUCUGGACUGCAUCUCACUUGUAAUACAGUGUUAACGCAUUCACUCAUAACAGACAAACUGAUAUACACACUCUACCCCUUGAUCUCCCACCCUAACCCUCUCUCUCCCCUCCUGUAGGUUAUGUGGUCUGAUCCACUUCCAGGGAGAGGUCCGUAAGAAGGUUCUGUUCCAGCUGCUGCUUCUUCUCUGUCACCCCUUCCCUGGGGAUGUUAGCUGCUUCUCUCUCUCCUCUCUCUCCUAUCUUUCGUUUCUCUCUCUCCUCUCUCUCCUCUCCAUCUCCUCCUCUCUCUCCUCUCUCUAUCUCUAUCAUCUCUUCUCUCUCUUCUCUCUCUCUCUCUCUCUCUCUCUCUUUCUUUCUCUCUAUCUCUCUUCUCUCCCCUCUCUCUCUCCUCUCUCUCUCUCUCUCUCUCCUUCUUCUCUCUCUCUCUCCUCUCCUCUCACAGCCAACCAGGUGUAACAUGCUCUCUCUCUCUACAGAUCAGGAAGACCACAGCCAGCCAAGUGUACGAGAUGCUGCUGACCUACGAUGAUGUCAUCGACCCUGACGUGAUGGAUGACGUCAUGACCUCGCUGAGUGACACCAACUGGUCAGUGGAAUCAAGACAGGAACUGGCGUAGACCAUUACUGCGUUCCGAUUCUCCACCCUUCUCCCGGUGUUUCAUUUGCACACUCCCAGUCAUGAAGUUAACAGUGCAGGGUUUUAAAGGCAGACCUUGUAACAGUUAUUUGUGUGCAGGGUUUUAAGGACAGACCUUGAUACAGGUCUUUGGGUGCAGGGUUUUAAGGGCAGACCUUGAUACAGGUCUUUGGGUGCAGGGUUUUAAGGGCAGACCUUGUAACAGGUCUUUGGGUGCAGGGUUUUAAGGGCAGACCUUGUAACAGGUAUUUGGGUGCAGGGUUUUAAGGACAGACCUUGUAACAGGUCUUUGGGUGCAGGGUUUUAAAGGCAGACCUUGAUACAGGUCUUUGGGUGCAGGGUUUUAAAGGCAGACCUUGUAACAGGUCUUUGGGUGCAGGGUUUUAAGGGCAGACCUUGUAACAGGUAUUUGGGUGCAGGGUUUUAAGGACAGACCUUGUAACAGGUAUUUGGGUGCAGGGUUUUAAGGGCAGACCUCUGUUACAGGUCUUUGGGUGCAGGGUUGUAAGGGCAGACCUCUGUAACAGGUCUUUGGGUGCAGGGUUUUAAGGGCAGACCUUGUAACAGGUCUUUGGGUGCGGGGUUUUAAGGACAUGAACUAGUAAAGGAAAACCCCUUACUUACUGGAAAUGGUUUUAACAAGAAAUGAGCGAUGGACUAUUUUGUCUCCUGCUGCUAAUUUAUUAAACUGCUAAAGACAAUUUCUAGAGAAUGAGGCUUUUCCCUUUUCUACUACAGUGAGUGAAAAAAGUAUUGAACAGUGAGAGACAGGAUAACAACAAAAAAAUCCAGAAAAAUGCAUGUCAAAAAUGUUAUAAAUUGAUUUGCAUUUUAAUGAGGGAAAUAAGUAUUUGACCCCUCUGCAAAACAUGACUUAGUACUUGGUGGCAAAACCCUUGUUGGCAAUCACAGAGGUCAGACAUUUCUUGUAGUUGGCCACCAGGUUUGCACACGUCUCAGGAGGGAUUUUGUCCCACUCCUCUUUGCAGAUCUUCUCCAAGUCAUUAAGGUUUCGAGGCUGACGUUUGGCAACUCGAACCUUCAGCUCCCUCCACAGAUUUUCUAUGGGAUUAAGGUCUGGAGACUGGCUAGGCCACUCCAGGACCUUAAUGUGCUUCUUCUUGAGCCACUCCUUUGUUGCCUUGGCCGUGUGUUUUGGGUCAUUGUCAUGCUGGAAUACCCAUCCACGACCCAUUUUCAAUGCCUUGGCUGAGGGAAGGAGGUUCUUACCCAAGGUUUGACGGUACAUGGCCCCGUCCAUCGUCCCUUUGAUGCAGUGAAGUUGUCCUGUCCCCUUAGCAGAAAAACACCCCCAAAGCAUAAUGUUUCCACCUCCAUGUUUGACGGUGGGUAUGGUGUUCUUGGGGUCAUAGGCAGCAUUCCUCCUCCUCCAAACACAGCGAGUUGAGUUGAUGGCAAAGAGCUCGAUUUUGGUCUCAUCUGACCACAACACUUUCACCCAGUUCUCCUCUGAAUCAUUCAGAUGUUCAUUGGCACACUUCAGACGGGCCUGUAUAUGUGCUUUCUUGAGCAGGGGGACCUUGCGGGCGCUGCAGGAUUUCAGUCCUUCACGGCGUAGUGUGUUACCAAUUGUUUUCUUGGUGAGUAUGGACCCAGCUGCCUUGAGAUCAUUGACAAGAUCCUCCCGUGUAGUUCUGGGCUGAUUCCUCACCGUUCUCAUGAUCAUUGCAACUCCACGAGGUGAGAUCUUGCAUGGAGCCCCAGGCCGAGGGAGAUUGACAGUUCUUUUGUGUUUCUUCCAUUUGCGAAUAAUCGCACCAACUGUUGUCACCUUCUCACCAAGCUGCUUGGCGAUGGUCUUGUAGCCCAUUCCUGCCUUGUGUAGGUCUACAAUCUUGUACCUGACAUCCUUUGAGAGCUCUUUGGUCUUGGCCAUGGUGGAGAGUUUGGAAUCUGAUUGAUUGAUUGCUUCUGUGGACAGGUGUCUUUUAUACAGGUAACAAACUGAGAUUAGGAGCACUCCCUUUAAGAGUGUGCUCCUAAUCUCAGCUCGUUAACUGUAUAAAAGACACCUGGGAGCCAGAAAUCUUUCUGAUUGAGAGGGGGUCAAAUACUUAUUUCCCUCAUUAAAAUGCAAAUCAAUUUAUAACAUUUUUGACAUGCAUUUUUCUGGAUUUUUUUGUUGUUAUUCUGUCUCUCACUGUUCAAAUAAACCUACCAUUAAAAUUAUAGACUGAUCAUGUCUUUGUCAGUGGGCAAACGUACAAAAUCAGCAGGGGAUCAAAUACUUUUUUCCCUCACUGUAACUGGUCAUUUGUCACACUGUGUUUUCUAUAGUAGUCAUUGCACUGUAGGGUUAGUCCUACUGUAGGGUCAGUCUUCCUGUAGGGUCAGUCUUCCUGUAGGGUCAGUCUUCCUGUAGGGUCAGUCUUCCUGUAGGGUUAGUCUUCCUGUAGGUUCAGUCUUCCUGUAGGGUUAGUCCUACUGUAGGGUUAGUCUUCCUGUAGGGUCAGUCUUCCUGUAGGGUUAGUCUUCCUGUAGGGUUAGUCUUCCUGUAGGGUUAGUCUUCCUGUAGGGUCAGUCUUCCUGUAGGGUCAGUCUUCCUGUAGGGUUAGUCUUACUGUAGGGUUAGUCUUCCUGUAGGGUCAGUCUUCCUGUAGGGUCAGUCUUCCUGUAGGGUCAGUCUUCCUGUAGGGUUAGUCUUCCUGUAGGGUCAGUCUUCCUGUAGGGUCAGUCUUCCUGUAGGGUCAGUCUUCCUGUAGGGUCAGUCUUACUGUAGGGCAGGGUUCUUCAAUUCCGGUCCUGGAGGGCCGAAACACUUCUGUUUUUUAUUUCUACCUGGUAGUUAAUUGCACUCACCUGGUGUCCCAGGUCUGAAUUAGCCCCUGAUUAGAAGGAGAGGAUGAAAAACAGAGGUGUUUCGGCCCGCCAGGACCGGAAUUGAAGAACCCUGCUGUAGGGUUAGUCUUCCUGUAGGGUUAGUCUUCCUGUAGGGUUAGUCUUCCUGUAGGGUUAGUCUUACUGAAGGUUAGUCUUACUGUAGGGUUAGUCUUCCUGUAGGGUUAGUCUUCCUGUAGGGUUAGUCUUCCUGUAGGGUUAGUCUUACUGUAGGGUUAGUCUUACUGUAGGGUUAGUCUUCCUGUAGGGUUAGUCUUACUGAAGGUUAGUCUUCCUGUAGGGUUAGUCUUACUGUAGGGUUAGUCUUCCUGUAGGGUUAGUCUUCCUGUAGGGUUAGUCUUCCUCUAGGGUUAGUCUUCCUGAAGGUUAGUUUUCCUGUAGGGUUAGUCUUCCUGUAGGGUUAGUCUUCCUGUAGGGUUAGUCUUCCUGUAGGGUUAGUCUUCCUGAAGGUUAGUCUUCCUGUAGGGUUAGUCUUACUGAAGGUUAGUCUUCCUGUAGGGUUAGUCUUCCUGUAGGGUUAGUCUUCCUGUAGGGUUAGUCUUCCUGUAGGGUUAGUCUUCCUGUAGGGUUAGUCCAACUGUAGGGUUAGUCUUCCUGUAGGGUUAGUCCAACUGUAGGGUUAGUCUUCCUGUAGGGUUAGUCUUCCUGUAGGGUUAGUCCAACUGUAGGGUUAGUCUUCCUGUAGGGUUAGUCUUACUGAAGGUUAGUCUUCCUGUAGGGUUAGUCCAACUGUAGGGUUAGUCUUCCUGUAGGGUUAGUCUUACUGAAGGGUUAGUCUUCCUGUAGGGUUAGUCUUCCUGUAGGGUUAGUCUUCCUGUAGGGUUAGACCAACUGUAGGGUUAGUUUUACUGUAGUGUUAGUCUGGCGUCUUCACAUUAUGUUGUCCUCUCUGUGUCCUCUGGUUUUAGGGAGGAGAACAUUGCCACGGUGAGGACCCACAGAAACCAGCUCUGUGAUUGGCUAGGAGUACAGAAGCCCCUGCUCAUUUCCAAGGUAACCGUUUGA
Molecule: messenger RNA, 42494 nt
Organism: Coregonus sp. 'balchen'
Lineage: Eukaryota; Metazoa; Chordata; Actinopteri; Salmoniformes; Salmonidae
Source: the annotation of a GenBank genome assembly